AUGGAUGAGAUCCACAACGCGGCGGAGGGCCUCGAUCUGGGAGUCCUUCCACAGACCAUGGUCUUGGCGUGUGAUGCGACCUUCGGGAGGAACGCAGUGGCUUCGAUAGUCAAGAAACCUGGUCCUCUUUGCGAGAUGGAGCCCAUGGCUAGAGUCCAGGUCACCCUUCAUCCUCAUGCUAUCUUGACGGCACCAACAUACUUCAAUUCGAUUUCAAGAUUUGAGUCCUCGAACACCGUUCUCUUGGAAAAGUUUCUGCGCUAUAGCUCUAUCACUCUGCGGAUCGGCGGCCAGUCCUGCAAGAACAUCCUGGUUCGGCGUGGAGUAGGCACUAUCGGGGAAGGUCGGUUUUCCAGAGAUCGACUCGUCAUGUUGAUUACUCACUGGUGGAAUCUAUGA
This is a messenger RNA of Aspergillus melleus, 399 nucleotides long. RefSeq lists its product as uncharacterized. The record is from RefSeq and is a predicted model, not a curated record. Lineage: Eukaryota; Fungi; Ascomycota; Eurotiomycetes; Eurotiales; Aspergillaceae. The transcript has 2 exons. Bases 1 to 399 code for a protein of 132 amino acids.